Messenger RNA from Anguilla anguilla (European eel), 1980 nucleotides. RefSeq names its product phospholipase A2, group XIIA (gene pla2g12a). Gene Ontology annotation, molecular function: A2-type glycerophospholipase activity; calcium ion binding. The coding region runs from base 480 to 1061 and encodes 193 amino acids. The record is from RefSeq and is a predicted model, not a curated record. NCBI's taxonomy places the organism in Eukaryota, Metazoa, Chordata, Actinopteri, Anguilliformes, Anguillidae. The transcript is spliced from 4 exons. Gene Ontology annotation, biological process: lipid catabolic process; phospholipid metabolic process; arachidonate secretion. Gene Ontology annotation, cellular component: extracellular region.
AGCAGUCAUAGUACACACUGUGACGCUCUUUUCCUUUUUUCCCGAUCGAGGGAGCUGACGAGAACAAGGCUUAAAAUUCUCAAUAGAGAAACGUGUUAAUUAGCGUCACUUGAUUAUUUUUAGUACAGACGUUUGUUACGCAUUUAGGACAAUGCUGAGCAUGUGCAUUGAAUACAAAAAACAACCAUUGUUUGAGCGAUUCCCAUUCACCGUGCACUUUGGACCGAAGACGACUUUGCGACCACGUCGAUUUAGAACGUGUACCUUGGUGUCAUCGCAGUCACGUGCGUUUACACAACCCGGAACAAGAAGGAUAACGCAAUGUUGACACCUUCCGACAAGUAACUAGCUGUUCAGGUAGACAGUCGAAUGGAUUAAAGUAAUUUAGUCAGUUGAAAAUAAGAAUAAAGCAUGCACUUUUAGGCCACCAAAGGCAAGGUCAAAGCUUUAUAACAGACAUCAACAGCACCGAGUGGACUAUGCACUACUUUUUCCUCUCAGGUUUUGCCGUUCUGUUUUCAUUUGGAUUUGUGAGCCGUGUGUGUGCCACUAUACAAGACCGUGAGCCAGAAACACCAGACUGGCGAAUGACUCUAAAAACUAUCCGGAAUGGGAUUCAUAAGAUAGACACAUACCUUAACGCAGCACUAGACUUGUUUGGAGGAGAAGACGGGUUAUGUCAUUACAAAUGCAGCGACGGUUAUAAGCCAGUGCCUCGUCGUGGUUACAAGCCACCCCCACCUAACGGAUGUGGAUCUCCUAUGUUUGGAGUUCAUUUUGAUAUCGGCAUUCCGUCCGUGACCAAAUGCUGUAACCGACACGACCGUUGCUAUGACACGUGCGGGAGUGUCAAGCACGACUGUGAUGGGCAAUUCCAUGUCUGCUUGGAGACCAUCUGCAGGAAUGUGCAGAGGACGCUGGGAUUGUCCCAUAGUGUGCAAGCCUGCGAGUCGGCGGUCAGCCUGCUGUUCGACGCGGUGAUGCACCUGGGCUGUAAGCCGUACCUGGACAGCCAGAGAGCUUCCUGUAUGUGCCUCUACGAGGACAAGCUGGAGCUGUGAAGUGCUCCCCGGCGUGGGACUGUGGAAUCGACACCCGGUGACAGACACUCGUCUUCCUCUCAGGGCAACUCAGCGACGCCCGAGGCGAACGCGGGUCGCUGAGGGAGAUGUGCGGUCAACACGGUUGCCAGGGGAGACGUGACAUGGACCUGAUGUCCACAUCACAAGCAUCAGCAUCCGUAUCUCCUCUCCGUGAUGUAAACUUAAUAAGUCUGCAGGGAUGCGUAGUUUCUAUCUCACUAAUUCACCAGCUUUUUUUGGUGCAUUUACCAUUUUGUGGAAAAUCUCUUGCCGUUUUCCUUUGCACUUUGAUCCGCUAGUUGUCUAAAAUGGGAGGGCCCCCUUUUUCUGUUGCCAACAAAUGUGACUCCCGUGGUGUGUUUGGUGUGGGAGGAGUCAAACGCCCUCCGACAUCCUCUGAUUGGCUAAGCCGUGUUCCUGCGUUGUCAAUGCCAGCAGAAAAAAUGCAAACGGUCUUCCACAAUCUUCCGCUCUCCACCACGUGAGUGGUCAGUGGCCGCUUACAGAAAGGUGGUGUGGAAUGGCUGGAAGAAUGUUUUUCACGUUUCCACGGCAACUUGAUGGAAAGCGAUGUGUUGUCGAACGGGCAGAUUUUCCACAGAAGUGUGAACUCGCGCCAGGUGAGCUGCUUUCAGGAUCAUGUCUACUGUUUUUAUUCUUUUGUUAUUUUGAGUUCCCCCUUUAAAAAAAUAAUAAUACAAGUGAUGAAAAUAAUGAAUGUAACAGUCUUUUGUAAAUGCAGUUUCUUAACUUUAUAGCAGUUUAUAAUCUUUAUAUCUUUAUAGUACUGUAUAUGUCAUCAUGUGAAAUGAGACUACUGACCACUUUGGCACAGACCACAUGUGAGCACCUGUUUUUCCUGGUAUUGGUCAUUAAAAGUGUUGAUUUAUGAUGAAAC